This is a messenger RNA of Pichia membranifaciens NRRL Y-2026, 267 nucleotides long. RefSeq lists its product as hypothetical. Gene Ontology annotation, biological process: intracellular iron ion homeostasis. The transcript has a single exon. Gene Ontology annotation, cellular component: nucleus; cytosol. Gene Ontology annotation, molecular function: 2 iron, 2 sulfur cluster binding. The record is from RefSeq and is a predicted model, not a curated record. Bases 1 to 267 code for a protein of 88 amino acids. Lineage: Eukaryota; Fungi; Ascomycota; Pichiomycetes; Pichiales; Pichiaceae.
AUGCCAUUGACGUCCGACGACCUGACGCAGAUCAUCAAAAACAGACUCCAGGCCACCGAGGUGGAGGUGCAGGACAUGUCUGGCGGCUGCGGCCAGGCGUAUGCGGUGAUCAUCGUGAGCGACAUCUUCCUUGGGAAGAACAAGCUUGCCCGCCACAGAAUGGUCAACUCGGCGCUGAAGGAGGAGAUCAGCCAGAUACACGCCUUCACGCAAAAGGUGUUCACCGUCGCCGAGUGGGACGAACAGAAGAGACUGUUCAACGCCUAG